This is a messenger RNA of Ornithodoros turicata, 6613 nucleotides long. RefSeq lists its product as uncharacterized. Gene Ontology annotation, biological process: intracellular protein transport. The record is from RefSeq and is a predicted model, not a curated record. Gene Ontology annotation, cellular component: cortical actin cytoskeleton. The coding region runs from base 98 to 4024 and encodes 1308 amino acids. Gene Ontology annotation, molecular function: small GTPase binding; actin binding; myosin binding. Lineage: Eukaryota; Metazoa; Arthropoda; Arachnida; Ixodida; Argasidae. The transcript has 26 exons.
UCGCAUCAUGGCGGCCGUUCGCUGAGGUCUGUUUCGCUCAAGGGACAGUUGGGACAGUAUCACCGUCAACGUUUACGUUUCAUGCGGAAUUUUCAAAAUGAUGCGACUGGUGCAGAGCGUCAUCUUCUCCGGGCGUCGUCUGCUAGAGAGUUCCUACCGACGGUUGUUUAGUGAUGGUGUGGUGUCGUCUGCAAAAGAUGAUGAAAAGUGUGCAUCAUCAGAUGGGAUGAUUUCAGUGUUCCGAUUGAGCGAGAUGAUCUUUGUGUGGGCUUGCGGAGCCAUCUGGGUGGCGGCACAUAUGUGGAUUCUGUUGAUCCGAUGGCUUCUGGAGUGCAAGCUUGUUUCCAACUUGUUUCCAAUUGAUAGAUCUCCAGUAAAGGAGACAAGUGGGAAACUUGGAGACAAACUCCAAGUGGAAAAACGGGUAACCACGAAUGACAAGAGUUGCAUCCUCUGCUGCGCAACCUUCAAUCUUCUCUUCAACAAGCGUCUCCAAUGUGGCGAAUGUGAGGCAUGCGUGUGCCGCGACUGUUCCUCGUACGAUGCAAGGAACAAGGUGUGGUACUGCCGCCUCUGCGACCAGCAAAGCAGGAGCUUGCGUGCGCAGUCGUGUGAGUGGUUCUACAACAAUGUCGAGAUGAGGUUCAAUCAGUUUGGUAGCACAAAGGUUCUCCUCUCCAUCUACGGGCCAAAGAAAGACUUGGAAGGAUCACACGAGCCUCAAGUGACAGAUAUUCAGCAACACAUGGAAUCCGUCCUGGAGGGUUUCUUAGGUGAAGGCCUAGACUCUGCCUGUAUCGGCCGGAUGUUUAAUCACCCCUCUUACAAUCAAGUGGUGCUGGAUCACCGCGUGCCAAUUCACAAAGCUGUGCUCCGGUUUUCCAGCUCGCUCCUCACUGCCUUGCAAGAUAUGCCAAAAGAAGCUGACCUCACUCCUACCAACACCCAUGCCGACCUCAAAGAGUGUGUUCAAAGGUUGUGCAGCGAUGCCAACAAUUUGCCCUGCCUACGGGAGGUGUGCGAAGCGAACAACAGCCGGAGAAAUUCAUCAUCUGCCUUUUCCGACGUGUCGGAUGAGUGUGACGAUGUCUCAUUCGAUGCCUAUGAAGACCUUCUUGUCAUGGCAGUGAUUAACAAGGCCGUUGAGAUUGGUCAGCGAAAGUACAGUUCAUCAUGUGACAGCAAAGGAGGUGACAAAUCGUGUCAGCCAGAUAUCAUCCAAACUUCUAAAAAAGAGCACAUUGACGUGGGGUGCCAGUCAGACAUUCCCUUCUCUGACUCUGGACAGGACGAAGAGGGCUUCACAGAAACGACAGAAUCCGACGAAUUCCUCUGGACUCGCUCUCCAAAGGAAGAAACAUUUCCCUAUAUUAUUGAAGAAAAGAUCGAAGAGGAAAUUACGGAAGCAUACACGGAAUCUGAGGAUGGCCGAACGGAUUCCGACGAACCGGAUGGAAACAUUUUAAUGUCCCUGGAUUUGAACCAGCAAAAUAGAGUACCAUUUCCGGAGAUGGGAGUCGACUUGGUGGAUCCAGGCGUGUUCCUCGGAGAUGAAGGGGAGGAGGAAGAAGAAGAGCCCGGCAUUUUGGUGGCAUCUAUCACAGAUUGGGAAGAGAAUUGGCUCUUCCGUAAGAAGCAGAGGAGUAACGCUCUUGCGGCAUUCCGUGGUGGACGCUAUGCAAGGUACUUUGACCCCAUCAACAUGUUGAUACCCAACCCCACUAAAGAGGAGGGUGUCCUCCUUGGGAGCAGGGAGGUGGAUGAAUUUUCUGAGAUGUCUGAGAAAUUCUCUGUUGGGUCACUGGAGCUGCCGAGUUUGUCAGAAUCUGAAGAAGAAGAAAUGGUUUCCGACGUCCAUCUCAGUCUGACACAACCUGACGCUUCCAGUUUGAGGGAGGCAGUGCCAGAAAAGCCUGUUGUACGCCAACAGCAAGAAGCCUCCCUGGCAAACUACUCACCAGCAUUUUUACGCCAAAAUUCUGUACAGCACCCUGGUGUGGCUCAACCCACUCCUGCACCUCGCUCGACCACCACUCAGAAGAGGGAGGUGAAGAGACAAGUUCCCAAAUUCUGCGCAGUAGACAAGAGGAAAAGUCCUACCUCUUUGCGUUUCCUAUCCCAACCAGAUGCCACAACAACGAUGCAUGCAGGAAAAGCAGCGAGGUUCCUGUGCGAAAUUUCUUCGCCGAAAGUUCAGGGUGUAACUUGGUUUCGUGGCACGGAACCGUUGGUGAACACGGAGAACUGUCGCUUCUAUCGAAUCCGAGGGAAGGAGUUUCUGUUGGAGCUGUACAAUGUGUCAAAAGCCGACGAAGGAGCUUACUCGGCUGUUGCGUACACAGAAAAAGAACAACUUUGGUGCGACUUUUCGCUGGUCGUUCGGGCAACAGCGCGUGCCCACCACAUGCCAGACUUCACUGUAGCUCCCCACGUAGCCGAAUGGACAGGCGAGGAUCGUUUGCGCAUUUCCUGCACCGUCAGUGGUUAUCCAGAUCCCAGGGUAUUCUUCCUACACAACGGCCUUCCCAUUCCAGAAAGCUCUGAAAAGUUUGCCGUGGAGAAUGAAGGUUAUGGUGAGUGGAGCCUGCAGGUUGAGAACCCAACUGUCCAAGAUGAGGGUGAAUAUUCGGCCGUGGCCAAGAACUCCGUGGGACAGGUGGUGAAGAUGGUGAUAUUUAUGUUAAGUGACUUGAAGCAAGGAGCAAGCUCCCCAAUGAAAGAACGUCACCCUAGGCAAUCCAAUGGAUCUUUGGUGACACCUGUCAUCCCCUCAAAGAGUAGACCAUUGGUCAUUCAGCGGACUUGGGCUGACCGUGAGGCUGAACUGCACGGCAAUGCUCGCAAGAAAGAAAAUGGCCUCCGAACUGCACAGUAUGAAGAAGUGCCUUCAUUUAAAAAUGUUGAUGAAGAGACCAUGUUUGUGCCAUCAUUAGAGCUUUUCAACUCUCCCCCGAAACCAGGAACGAUCGCCGAACGAGAACACGCCAAGUGGCUGAAUGCUGUCCCACUAGAGAACAACCCGUACAGCGCGGAGAACCUGACGAAACGAGCCUCCCUCGGGAGGAAGGACUCUAUCCUGUCGAACCCCGCAGCAGCGCAUGAACAGGAUGAUGUGGAAGACGAAAAUCCGUUCUCUCCUCCUGUGCUCCCAGCUGCUUGUGUACGGGACUAUUACAUCAAUAACCCCAGACUCCUGGCAAGAGCUGAGGCUUCACCACAGAGGUUCCCAUCUGAGAUAGAGAGUUGCGAAGAAAGGUUGCAUUCCUUUGAAGAACAGAUGUACUCCACCCCUCGCAUGGCAUUCAGUCCAACCUUUCAGCGACAACAAGUGAGGUCCAACUCUCCGCCUCCUCUUCCAGAGACUCCUCCUCCAGGCAUCACACAGAUGACUGCCAGCAAGUUUGAAUCCGGUAUUGAAGUGACAGGGCGAAAGAUGGCAGUAGAAGAGGAUCUGUCUUUGCCUUCUGUGAGGGAACUGGUGUUGAAAUUUGCCAGUCCAUCAACGCAGUCCUCCUUGGAUGUUCCAUUGGAAACAACCAGCCCCGUGGGCAUUCUCCCAGAGAAAGCCAUCAUUCUGGAAGAAAAGGAGAGUGGAUCAUGUGAUCAACUCAAGACUUGGAAUAUGAGCAAGGAUGCCAGGAAACCUGAGAUCCACAGCCUGACAGCACGCAGCCUGUCCCGGGAAUUUCGUGAGCAUGCUCAGAAGAACCUGGUUCCCAGACAGAUGAACCGGUCGCACCUUGCUCCUCCUUCAGCCACGUCAUCAAUAGACACUGUCCUGUCGUCCUCCACUGAAAAGUGUACCGUGGGAGGUGACACUACGCCUGGCUAUGCAUCAGACGAGAGCUCCACCAGCUCUGCAGGCACCCCUGUAGCACGGGUCAUUGGGGCCAAACGGAGGCAGGCGCGCAACCUCCUUCAACGAGCGUCUUACUGGGAAAGACGGGCGGAACAAGGCCUGCUCUCGGACAGUUCAGUGACGGAAGAAUUUCCGCAGGAAGCAGAAGUGCGUGCUAAAGUGUGAAAGUUUGUGGGAUGUUUUUGAAACAUCACACGUCGUCGUCUGUGUACAAAGGGGUUAUGAAAGAACUUGCGACGACAUAAUGGGGGAAAGAUUUGUAAUCAGCCGAAUAACACUAGUGUCCUUGGCUGAGGCUCCACCGCCAGGUUAAUGUACGAACACCCUUGUUUGGUGUUUUAGCAGCAGGUACUUAACUCAGGUGAGACUUUGUUUACUGCUCCGCAUUCCUACCUGUUCCUCCGUGCCAUCAUGAUAACAUCCGCAUUUCUGUUCUUUUUUUAGAGUCGCAAUGUUUGGUUGAAUUUUUUUUUAUUUUGCACCCGAGUGAGUUUUGGAGCAAUCUAUGUGCGCUAGAUACUUCAGAAGUAUUGUAGUCGAUGAUUUGUGAACAUUAUCUUUCCACACAGUAAUGGGCUACAAAGUAUAUGCCAGCAACCUGUACUUGAGAACAGAACCACAUUUGUAGCAUGUGGAAAAGAAUGGCAACUAAGAAAUGGUGAAGACUGAGCAUGCAGAGACGUGCGUGCGACAAAAAUUUGAUGGCCAACUGAUUACUCGUGUGAGGGUCAACACAUUAUGUGUCUUCCUUGUUCUCUUUUUCAGCAGGUACAUUUCACCUAAUUUUUGUGGUACACAAAAUGACAGGAGCAGCCACUAAAACACUGCAAAGCUCAUUCUGCUAACAGAACAUCCCACAGCUUCCUUGGUCUUGACUAUUUCUUCCUCGAUAGGUCUUCUUGUAAUGACACGAUAUUUUGCCAACGAGUUCUCCGCAGGUAAUUUUAUACAGGGGAGCAAGUAAAGGGUUCAAAUGAUAAACAUUGAUAACCAGGAUAUGCUUAGAUUGAAGUGAAAACCUCAACUGAACAGAGUCUGUUCUUUUACCAUCCUCAGCAUUAUUUAUAUAGAUCAUAGUUUAAACAAGUGCAGGACAUUGUGAGUAUCUAUGUAGUCAGUCGUCCAAAUGCUCUACACUUGUUUUACCCUUGACCACCUUACCCUUUAAAUAAUUUAUGUUGCCAAUGAUGAAGACAGUGCCCAGCAAAAAAACAGAAUCUGUUGGAAAAAUUGAUACCCUUUGCUUCAAUCAGUGGCAUGCUUAGAGUUAAGUUUACAAAUGUUUAUGAUUUUGAUGAUUUUUCAGUGCAACUGAAUUUUCUGCGUUGUAUGACAUGCUGCCUUACGGGCUAGCUAUGCAAAUAAUAGCCAAGUUGCACAGGAGCACAUUGUGACAGCCUUGUGCACGUCUUUCUGGAGUACUCGAGUACGAGCACACCGUAGAAUUUGCACAAAAAAAUUUACAAAAUCAUUACAGAAUGUGUUAUUGCUGCACUAUAGAAAUGGUGGCAUACUGGAUUUAGCCUUCUAAUAAAUUUGGGUAUUGCUUACAUGUGCUUUGGGUAAUGUUCCCAUGUGUGUGGAUAGUUAUGAAAAUGCUCUUUUGAUAACUUUGUGCUUUGCUGCAGGAGGCUCUCAGAAAGUUCUAUGAGGUCUCGUUGCUAAAAUUGAAAAAUCCUGCCAGUUACUAUGCAUUGCUUGUGGUUCUCGUGGCAGCCAAAGGGAUGAAAGCAAGCAAUCUACCUAUACAACCCCUUUGAGCAAUGAUUCUGUCUUGUGCCAAAAUGACAAUGUUCUUGUAUGCAUCUGUACUAUGGCUUUGUGAAUAUUUUAUUAGGUGCAGAAAGUAUUAAGGAUAAUAUGUUACCACUAUAGGAAGCUCCUGUGCAUGAUGAUAGUACGACAACUAUGCAUAUUCUACGAGUGCUCUUGAAAUUAUAGUGCCUUUCUGUCAUUUCUGCCAUUCUGUGGUGCAUAACUACAGGAGCCUUUGACUCAGAAAAAAUGUCGGCUGCAUGCAUGUAGCAGUAUAGAGUGCAUUGGGUCGCUACCUUGGAAGUUGUUUGUACAAGAUGAUGUCACAUGUGGUAUUACAAAUGCAAAAGUGUCAUUUUGCUAGUCAAGGCUUAGUGCCUGUAGUAUUUCCGUGAGCAUCAUUCCAAUUGAAUAGUGGAUGUUAAAGAGUAUUAUUUUUCUCGACAAAGAUCCUCGUAAUGCCUUUGAGCCUGCUCUCAAUAAAUGAAAAUAUUCUCUGGGUCAUUAUAACGGGGCUUGCAUUUAGAAGCCUUCACUAUAGCUCCUAAGAAUGAGCUCACUUUACGUUGUAUGUAGUCCUUAGAACAACAAAUAUUUUUGUACAAACCUAACUAAGCCCACUAACAAUAAGCUUUUUUCCUCUGUCUUGUACUCAAGAGGCAUUCCUUGAGGUUGAUUGGACCAACAAUUCUCAGACAGCUAUACUAGUCUUUCGGUUCUUCAUAGUGACGACACUCUCUGCUAAAACGCCUGUCAUCGUUAUGACUGUGUCUGAGAUUAUCAAUAGGAUACUAGAGGACACUAACAUCUGUAAAAGCGUCCACUGAUGUGCUUACGGUGCAACAUUUUAUAGUGAGUUGCGAGAAGAGUAUUAUAUUUUUGAACACCAUGUUUACACCCGAAGCAUUUGUUAAUUGUACUGGAUAUAGGUCAUGAUAUGAUAUAAGAUAUGACACUAAUGUCACCCCGAGGUGUGUGGAAUAAAUGGACCAGUUCACA